AUGGGUUCACCAUUUACUAUGGUUUUAGCAAAUAUUUAUAUGUUAGAAUUGGAGCAAAAAUUAAUUCAACACCAAAAUAGACAUCAUGAAAUUUAUGGACGAUAUAUUGACGAUGUAUUUAUGACAACUAAUUUAUCCAAAGAAAAUAUUCUGAAAGAACUUGAUGAAACCAUUAACACAGAUUCAAAUGUUAAAAUUACUACUACUAUCAGUCAAUCAUUAGAAUAUCUUGAUGUUACUAUUGAAAAUAAUAAUGGAUAUUUAAAAACAUCUAUUUAUCAUAAAUCAGCUUCAGAACCCUAUAUUCUACCUUAUGAAUCUGAUCAUGCAAGACACAUUCAUGCGAAUAUAAUUUAUACUGCAUUAGUGCAAGCUGCACGUAGCUGUUCCAAUAUGGAAGAUUUUGAUAUGGAACGAUUAAGUACAGAAAUGAUAUUACUAGUUAACGGUUAUCCACCAAAAUUUAUACAACAUUAUAUAAAAAAAUUCUUUGUUAAAUAUGAUUCUAUGAGUAUAUGGACUGAAUUAAACAGUGAAGUCAAUCAACAACUACAUAAUAUGUUACUUUACAGACCAACAAAAAGAGAAAACAAAACAUAA
Rotaria sp. Silwood1 is the source of this 600-nucleotide messenger RNA. The record is from the annotation of a GenBank genome assembly. Lineage: Eukaryota; Metazoa; Rotifera; Eurotatoria; Philodinida; Philodinidae.